AUGUCGCUUCUCGCCCUCCCAUUAGAGCUUUAUUCUAUUGUCGCUGCCUUUCUUGGGCCAAAAGAACAAGCUGCUCUGGCUUGCACUAGCAGGUUUGCCAACCAUAUCACCCAAGAUAUUCUAUACUAUCACGAUGGCACAAGUAAGAAUCCAGCAGCAUUGCUCUGGGCUGCGGGGAAAGGACAGAUAGAUAAAGCUAGCAAGGCCCUUGGUGCUUUGCAGAGGCAGUGCACCGUUCAUAAGACAAAGUGUGAAUGCAUAUCCCAGUCAAUAUUGAGCAAGUCAUUGCAUCGAGCAUCAGCAGGAGGAUACACAGAGAUCGUGCAGCUUCUUCUCGACAAGGGCGCCGAGGUCAAUGCGCAAAGUGAAUGGCUCGCAACGGCCCUACAGACAGCAUCACAUCACGGACACGAGAAUACCCUUAAGGUUCUCCUUGGUAGAAAUGCCAAUGUAGAUGUACGAAGUGGAAGGUUUGGGACGGCUCUGCAAGCGGCAUCCGCCACUGGUCAUGAGAGGAUUGUCCAGCUUCUACUCGAUGCCGGUGCCGAUGUCAAUGCGCAAGGCGGAAGACUCCCAACAGCACUUCAAGAAGCAUCAGCUAAUGGCUACGCAAAGAUAGUUGAGCUCCUACUCAGUAAAAGCGCAGAUGUUAACGCGCAAGACGAAAAUUUCGCAACGGCCCUGCAAGUCGCAUCAGCAAAUGGCCACGAGAGGAUUGUUCAGCUUCUAGUCGACAAUGGUGCUUCUGUCAACGCACAAGGUGGGAGGCUCGCAACAGCCCUGCAGGUCGCAUCGGCAAAUGGUCAUGAUAAUAUUGUCCAACUUCUACUUAACAAAGGCGCCAAUAUCGAGGCGCGAAGUGGGUGGUUCCCAACGGCAUUACAGCUAGCGUCUCUCCACGGCUAUGAUAAGAUUGUUCAGAUUUUACUCGAUUGGGGCGCUGGCGUGAACACACAAGGCGGAGAAUGCGCAACGGCACCUCAGUUAGCAUCACUCAAGGGCCACCGGAAGAUUGUCGACCUUCUGGCUGAUAAGCACGUUGAAUCUUGA
Molecule: messenger RNA, 1050 nt
Organism: Fusarium proliferatum ET1
Lineage: Eukaryota; Fungi; Ascomycota; Sordariomycetes; Hypocreales; Nectriaceae
Exons: 1
Coding region: 1-1050 (349 amino acids)
Molecular function (GO): protein binding
Source: RefSeq, a predicted model, not a curated record